ACAACGAUCGCGGCAGCCUCGCGCCCGUUUAACAUCGGCAAAGACACCUACGGACACCACUACCACCCAUACCAUCAACCCCUCAGAACCCCUCCACCGGGAAUACGGUCCGUUUGACAGAAACCGAAUUCUUUAUUCCAAUUCCCCCGGUUGCGAAGUCCUUGUCGGGCACACCUGCAAAAUGUCUGCGUUGAACGCCUUCCAUGAGUCGCUGCCAUAUAUUGAUGACGAGCCCACACCGGCAGAGCGCGAAGCUGCCGAGUCCCUGAUCCGAUCUGAAUUAUCCACCUUUACCCCGGCGCCUGCGCCAAACUACAAAGAACCGUCCUUCUCCUCCCUCGUCGAACUGGAGCUGGAGCGUGUCGCCUCCAAACAGCCUCUCAAAGCUAUUGAUCUCGAGCGCUAUCAAACACAAGAACCUUUCUCCGACUCCGAGGCAAAGUCGACGGAAGAAGACCGUAUCCGUCUCGCCGACUCACUCCAGAAGGCCUACAUUUCCUACGCCUACCUCGAUACCCGUGCCCAAAAUCUGUAUCUGUUGGAUAAAUGGGGAAAGAACGCGUGGUUGAUUGGCAAUUGGGGACUCGAGAAUGAACUGAAAGGUUUAGAGCGUGAUCUCGCUGAAACGAAGCGCCUCAUUGAUGUUUUGACUGUCGCCCGGAGACGCCAACAGGAAGAAGUAGCAGCAGAGGUGAAGGGGCUGGAGGAGAACUGGAAGAAGGGUGUUGGAAGGACACUAGAAACCGAGAUUGCAGUCGAGCAAUUGAGACGAGAGGUUCUAGAAGAAAUGAGGGUAAGGGGCGGCUGAGACGCAUCGUACCGCGCAGACGUAGCACUUGACGAGUGCCGCACUUUACUGUAACUGUACCAAUCACAAGAACCAAUUAAUGAUACCACAUGGAACGUUAUCUUCACAAA
This is a messenger RNA of Colletotrichum godetiae, 918 nucleotides long. RefSeq names its product Pre-mRNA-splicing factor SPF27. The coding region runs from base 182 to 808 and encodes 208 amino acids. Gene Ontology annotation, cellular component: Prp19 complex; catalytic step 2 spliceosome; precatalytic spliceosome. Lineage: Eukaryota; Fungi; Ascomycota; Sordariomycetes; Glomerellales; Glomerellaceae. Gene Ontology annotation, biological process: mRNA processing. The transcript is spliced from 2 exons. The record is from RefSeq and is a predicted model, not a curated record.